Prunus armeniaca (apricot) is the source of this 261-nucleotide messenger RNA. The record is from the annotation of a GenBank genome assembly. Lineage: Eukaryota; Viridiplantae; Streptophyta; Magnoliopsida; Rosales; Rosaceae.
AUGAGUCGAGAUCUAGGUCGGAGUCUGAUUCAGGGUCUGGGUUGGGAUCUGAGUCUUGUAACUGGGUCAUUCUUGACAUCAAUUCUUCUAAGAUCGGGGUUGGGGUUAAGGCUUGGUUCUGUAUCUUCAAAAACUGGGUCAUCUGGGUCGCCAAUUCCUCAAGGUCUGGGUGGUAGAGGAAUUGGUGGUGCUACCUCCAUGGGCGAUGAUUGGAUCUUGAUCCCCCAUGGCAACGUUAACGUGUGGUUGGCUAGGGUUUAG